AUGAGGGAUAUUACCGAGCUGCCGCACGACCUCUUCAUUCUCGUUAUCUCGUUCCUUCCGCCACGGGAUUGUGUGCGAUGUCGCGCUGUUUCUCGACGAUGGCUUGCUGCUUUUACGACCGACCUCGUCUCUCAGCUACUGUUGCGCUGGAAUUUCCCCCGAUGCCGUGAGCUCCGCCUAGCUGCAGCUGCGGCCUCGUUGCCUUCCUCAUCAGCAGCUUUCCCAAGAAAUCUCCAGGCCGAACUCAGAGACGUGGCCGAGCAAAGGCCCGACUGGUCCUCGACGUUCGCUGAAGUGGCUCGUCGAUACUUUUAUCUGGCUCGGGGACGUCCUCGUGUCGUUGACAAGCUCGAGCUUGCCCCAAGCAGUAGGGAAAACGGAUCCAUCUUCUCGUUCUGGGGAGUAGCACCUUGGAACAGGUUUUUACGCUUGGACCAAAAAACCUGGAACUUCCAUUACCCCGACCCGGUUUGGUCGUACAGCCAGGAGGAUGGAGUCCUGGUGUACCCUGCUGCGCUUGGGUCCGAAGAUCACUGGGCCCCAGACCGGUGCGCGGGGCACGUCUACCGUAUUCUCGACCUGGCCACUGGUCACCGGGUCGCGGUGCCAUUCGAUGUUCGUUCGAAGCACAUUCGUCGAGUUCGAAUGGCACAAGGCGUACUCAUCUUUGAGUGGGCAGAAGCACUGCCAUUUCACCAACUGAACCCGCUCGAGGUUGUACAUCGUCACUUCGUGACGGCCUUCGACGUCUUCCGCAAGCCUGCUGCCACCAGCCCAGGGGAGACAUGGACUGUCGAAUUCCGGUCCGAGUGGAAGCUGCACUUCCUCGGCCUGCCCCUGAACUGCUCCGACCGUUUCUUCUCCGCACACACAGCCACCCACUAUGCCGUGUACUUGUGGCAACCCAACCGCUCGCUCUACCAGGAUGACCCCAUUGAACAGCUGGCGGUGUGGGACAUCUCCUCGCCCAGCUCGUACCGCCCGUCGGAAGAUCCAAAGGGUGACAAGAGGCCCGCGGUUGCUCGAGCUCCAUCCCUGCCCUCUGGUUUGUGGAAUGGGCAGAACAGCAGGGUUGCUGGAGCGACAUACAGCCUGGAUGAAGAUAAGGCAGAUCCUAAUAGGCGGAGGAGAGCUUCUCUUGCGGUUGCUACUGCUGGGCCGCAGGUUAUCAGGCGCAUGGCAUGGCGUGAAUUGGAUUUCUACGGACUGCGCCAGCGGGUAACGCCUCAACUCAGGUGCCUGGCCCUGGAUAAUCGGAACCUGUACGUGGUUGAAGAAGAGCACCGGUGGACUGAUGGCCAGCACAGCUCCCUAAAUCCUCCACGAGCUCACAUGGUCCGAAGCACGGCGAUUCCAGUCAUUCCAGAGCCAGUGUCUUCUCCUCAGGCAGUCUACCCGCUUGCCACUCGGUCGGCUACUGAUUUAACUGCUGAUCUCGAGCCUGUCGCGCUUUCCACAAUCGUCGAUGGGCCGGUCAAUGGGCCCAUAUGGCUGGACGAAUGCGGCGCCAACGGGGCCGUCAACAUGAACUUUUGCGUGCGCGUGGUGGACGCGAACGGCAGUGCUCGACCUCUCGAAGCUAGCGCCGAGCAUAUUCCUGAUCGACUGCGGCUACCGCUCUCGAUGGACCCUGCGGGCCGGCCCUGGGUACUCGGCGAAACCAGCUCUCAGAACGCCGUCGUGUCGACCCGUUGGCCUGGCUGUGCCCCGUGCUGGCGCCAUGAAGACUUUCCUUACCUCACCGUCGCCGAGAUGGUGGACUUUGCCGCAGGGGUCCGAAUUAUCGCCCGCCAUCGCUUCAUACUCGAGAUCCUAUCCGUACACAUCCGUCCUACUGUCACGGUCAAGGAGAUCUCGGCGAUCCAGGUUAAAGGUGAUUCAGGGACCGCUAGGCGGCGAUCUAGCGAACCGAACGCGGUUCCUGCAAGAACCAGGGAAGUGGACUUCCCCGACGAGAUGUGGUCGGAGCUCAUUGCUAAGGGUUACAUUGCUGGGGAUGAGCGGUGGGUUGUUGGAGAGGACGGGAGAGGGAGAAUCACUGUUGUGAGGUUCUAA
Molecule: messenger RNA, 2055 nt
Organism: Parathielavia appendiculata
Lineage: Eukaryota; Fungi; Ascomycota; Sordariomycetes; Sordariales; Chaetomiaceae
Exons: 1
Coding region: 1-2055 (684 amino acids)
Molecular function (GO): protein binding
Source: RefSeq, a predicted model, not a curated record